AUCAUCUGAUGAAGUUAACGGAAGCAACAGUCCGAAAGCAAGAGAAACGGAAUAAACUGAACUUCGGGAACUGUAUCUGCUCGUUCAUAGUUGUAUUUACUGUGUAUGAAAGUGUCGAUUCGCAGAUCCAGCAGAAGAGUCGUCGUCAUUCAGUUCAGUUGUCGGGAGCAGCUGAGAGCGUGCAGUUUACCUUUCGAAUCCGUUCCGUGGUCGUUUCAGCAAAGUGAAGUGCAUUGUCUGUAGCCACCAGGAAGACAAGGGGCCAGCAGCAGCGACUCGAAAUAAAUAGCGUGUGGAACAUUUUGCGUCGUCAAAUUUUAUUUUUCAUUCGCGCUGGAUCGAAAAUACGAGGAAAACUAGAUUUCAGUCAUUGACCGUCGUGAAUUGUGUGUUGCGUUGGACUGUGAAGUUGGUGUGUUUUGCCUACAUUGCCACAGGGCCGUCGAUGAAAAUUCCUAUAGCCCAAGACUGCCAGCCAGUGCAUCUCACGUCUUAGAAGCCAUUUUUAGAACCAGUGAAAAACGGCCAGCAAAAAAAAACUUCCUAAAGAAAGUCAGUGCAUCUGCAGUCGUGUAUUGGGAGCAUAAAAGAAAAUCAGCGUUUGUGGCAAUUUUCGCAUCACAAUUGAAGAAAAUAGUCAUAGUGAGUGAGUUCGCAGUUUUCGGUGGGCUGGUGCGGUUGGUCUGUCCAAUUCGCUCAAUCGACACAAACACCAAAUUGUGAAAGUCGCAGUUGUUCAACGAAAUUUGUGCCCAAUCACGGAACGGUAGGCUGAGCAUUAACGCAGAUUGCAGAAGCAGUUUCGAUAUGCCAUUCAUCUCUAAGGACUGGAGGUCACCCGGCGAGGCUUGGGUCAAGACGGAGGAAGGCUGGGAAAAAUUGAAGGUGCUGGAAUGCGUCAAGCGGAAAAGAUGCAUCUCUGAGUGCAGUAGUUCCAGUGAUACGGAAAACGACAACGAAAACGGGGAUGUCGAAAUUCCACCGCAUUGUCAUAUAACGCUGAAAUGUACCCGCGAGAUUGCCGGCUUCAACGGACUAGGAGAGGCAGUGCGAAGACUGGACUUCCGCAGUUCCGUACGUGACGGUCGUCGGUUCAAUUAUGUUUGUGCUCUGCUGCGACUGCUCGUCUCCGGUAAAGGUAUCACAAGUCUUCCCGGUGGAGCUCAGAGGCUGCUGCUACAGAUGUUGGAGGAGGUUGCAACCUACGUUAGCGAUUCCCAGCAGAACAUCAACGUCCUGAGGGGUUUGGUACACCAGCUACGUCUACUAGUCAAUCAGGAGAAUCAGAAGUGCUGGGGAAAACCACUCGGGAGUCAAAGCUUAUGGGAGGGGCACGUGCAAACUAUUCAAAGGAUUCAGAACAUUGCUAGUCAAAUUCAAAUCAGAGAGCCCGGUCCAAAUAUACGCCCAAAGCUACACGAUCUGCCAGAAGAAUGUGUUCGUGAAAUUAUUUUAAGGAUUACCGAUUACAAGGAUUUAGACGCUUCCGCAUCGGCUUGGUCGCUGAUGGCUGCGUUGAUUUCGGAGCAACGCGUUUGGCGAGAGCUUUCUCACUACCAUUUCAACAAACAGCAAAUCGACUUCAUCUUAGAUAAAAUGUGUCUCCAUGAUACCAAGGAACGCCAUCGCAAUUGGCAGGCAAUCUAUCACGCCCUUCGGAAAACUUACGGUGUACCUGAGGAACUGCAAUACGCCGAGAUAUUGGCCUUCUGUCGUCUCUGCCGCUGUCUGUUUUGGCCGUCCGCCGGUCAUCCCUGUAUUGCCGAUCAGUGUCCGGAUAUACGGCAGCGCAUCCGUGAGGCAGGUAACAGUGAUAAUACCGAAACUCAACCGGUACCACCGGCACAAUUCCUCAAAUAUUUCUCGUUGUAAUUUCCGAUGCCAUUAGAAAGAAACAAA
Molecule: messenger RNA, 1899 nt
Organism: Armigeres subalbatus
Lineage: Eukaryota; Metazoa; Arthropoda; Insecta; Diptera; Culicidae
Product: F-box only protein 25
Exons: 6
Coding region: 808-1872 (354 amino acids)
Biological process (GO): protein ubiquitination
Cellular component (GO): SCF ubiquitin ligase complex; cytoplasm; nucleus
Molecular function (GO): protein binding
Source: RefSeq, a predicted model, not a curated record